AAAAACCUUUGACCUAGAAGUGUUACACUUGUAUUACCAUAGUCAUUCUUCUUUUGGCGAUAUUGGCGCACCCUACAUAUUAAUUUUUAAAGUGUCUGGAAAAGCCGACUACACAGAGUUUCCUCUGAAGAUCACCUGUGCGAUAUCUAAUGCUCUUGACAAAAUAUGGCAGGUGAUAUGUGUCUAAAAGCAUUUUGCCUUAAAUGCCUACUUAUUUAUGUGAGCGCAUUCUGCCGGAGCAGUGACCAAAGCGAAAAAUGUGUCGGUCCUAAAGAAUUCAUUUGUGUACCAGAUGAAUGUGGAAAUCCAACGUACGUUUGUGAAGACCCAUUUCCCGUUGAACCAGGGAAGUGUCCAUAUUUUAACAAGCAACUUCAGAGAAUGGACGUCACAGAGUGCACUGCAGAACAAGUGUGUUCCAGUGUACCUUACCUAGCAUCAGCUCUUGUUCAGAAAAGCGAAGAUUGUCUGACAAAUCCCAAAAGGACAAAUCGCUGUCUUGACCAAAAUUCGAAAAG
This is a messenger RNA of Saccostrea cuccullata (small rock oyster), 518 nucleotides long. RefSeq lists its product as uncharacterized. The record is from RefSeq and is a predicted model, not a curated record. Lineage: Eukaryota; Metazoa; Mollusca; Bivalvia; Ostreida; Ostreidae. The annotation marks the transcript as partial. The transcript is spliced from 5 exons.